CCUGGCGACCGUUACGAGAAUGAAGCAUGUUUAGAACGAGCAGAAGAUGGUAAUACAACUGGACAAUUCGACCCCGUUGGAGAAAAUUCAGGUGAAAAAGAGGAUGACUUGAACCAAGUCGAAUUUGUACUACCACAAGGCUUGAUGCUUGAUGCUGCUUCCAGUAAAGUCGUGAAACGGUCCAUGAAAAAAGGUGAAGAACGAAAGAAGGGCCCCGAAAAACAAAAAGAACGUAAGAGUAGUGAAGUGGAACAAAAGCCAACCUACCGAGAAGAAUCGAAUUGUGCAAAUAAAUAUCAGCAAAAAUAA
Cetraspora pellucida is the source of this 309-nucleotide messenger RNA. The record is from the annotation of a GenBank genome assembly. Lineage: Eukaryota; Fungi; Glomeromycota; Glomeromycetes; Diversisporales; Gigasporaceae.